Messenger RNA from Yarrowia lipolytica CLIB122, 519 nucleotides. RefSeq names its product 60S ribosomal protein uL5. Gene Ontology annotation, biological process: translation. Gene Ontology annotation, molecular function: RNA binding; structural constituent of ribosome. Lineage: Eukaryota; Fungi; Ascomycota; Dipodascomycetes; Dipodascales. Gene Ontology annotation, cellular component: ribosome; cytosolic large ribosomal subunit. The record is from RefSeq and is a predicted model, not a curated record.
AUGACUGACUCCUCUGCCAACCCCAUGCGAGAGCUGCGAAUCGAGAAGCUCACCCUCAACAUUUGUGUUGGUGAGUCCGGUGAUCGACUUACCCGAGCCGCCAAGGUGCUCGAGCAGCUUUCCGGUCAGACCCCCGUCUACACCAAGGCCCGAUACACCAUCCGAUCUUUCUCUAUCCGACGAAACGAAAAGAUUGCCGUCCACGUGACCGUCCGAGGCCCCAAGGCUGAGGAGAUUCUCGAGCGAGGCCUCAAGGUCAAGGAGUACGAGCUCAAGGCCAAGAACUUCUCUGAGACUGGUAACUUCGGUUUCGGUAUCAACGAGCACAUCGACCUUGGUAUCAAGUACGACCCCAACAUCGGUAUCUACGGUAUGGACUUCUUCGUCAUCAUUGGUCGACCCGGUUACCGAGUUGCCCGACGAAAGCGAUGCCGAGCUUCCGUUGGUAUCAACCACCGAGUCACCAAGGAGGACACCAUCAAGUGGUUCAAGCAGAAGUACGACGCUUCCGUCCUCUAA